AAGCCAUUUACGCAACGACCGUCCUCUGCGAAAGACAUGGAAACAGUCAACAAAGAUUUGGGAAAUCUCCAUGUGACCGGCGAUCAUCACGUCCCGGACGCCUCAUCCACUCACCCCGAGGAUCUUGCCUCGUCUGGGUCACCAACUGGAUCAACAACCCCAACGGAAACAACGUCGCCGAGACCUGUGGCAACGGAAUCCGAAAAUGAUCGUCAACCACGUAAUCGUCGUGGUAAGAGAGCUGGUUGGAGAGUCAAAGAAAACAUGCGGAUGAGGCUUCUUAAUGAUCUCCAAAAUCGUGCGGUGAACUAUAUGGUCGCCCGAAAUGUAAGGGCCAUGAACCAUCGUCGCGAAAACCGUAAGGAUACAGCCGGAUAA
Molecule: messenger RNA, 378 nt
Organism: Venturia canescens
Lineage: Eukaryota; Metazoa; Arthropoda; Insecta; Hymenoptera; Ichneumonidae
Exons: 3
Coding region: 37-378 (113 amino acids)
Source: RefSeq, a predicted model, not a curated record